Molecule: messenger RNA, 1752 nt
Organism: Habropoda laboriosa
Lineage: Eukaryota; Metazoa; Arthropoda; Insecta; Hymenoptera; Apidae
Exons: 8
Coding region: 94-1311 (405 amino acids)
Biological process (GO): glutathione metabolic process
Molecular function (GO): glutathione transferase activity
Source: RefSeq, a predicted model, not a curated record
CUUUAGUCUUCGUUUUAUCAGAGUUUUGUCAACCGGCUUCGAGACAUUUUGUUCUUCUUUCACAUUUCUCAAUUGUUUGAAAAAGAAUUCAAUAUGCCCAACUACAAACUAACUUACUUCCCAGUUAAGGCAUUGGCUGAACCAGCCCGCUUUGUCUUCAGCUAUGGUGGAAUUCCAUUCGAAGAUGACCGUUUCAACAGAGAUGACUGGCCAAAGAUAAAGCCUACUAUGCCUUUUGGUCAGGUUCCAGUCCUUGAAGUUGAUGGAAAGAAAUAUGCUCAAUCUGUAGCCAUUACCCGUUAUGUUGCUAAACAAGUUGGACUAGCUGGAAAGAAUGACUUGGAAGCUCUUGAAAUCGACUCCAUCGUCGAUUCUAUUCACGAUCUCCGUCUGAAAAUUGGUGCUUUCCACUACGAAACCAACGAGGAAGUCAAGGCUGCCAAGGAAAAUAUUGCAAAGGAGCAGGUUCCAUUCUACUUGGAGCGUCUGGACGCUCAAGUAAAGAACAACGGUGGCUACUUCGUUGGUGGUGCUCUCACUUGGGCUGACUUGACCUUUGUUGCUUUGCUCGACUACUUGAACUUCAUGUGGAAGUCCGACCUCAUCGAGAAGUACGACAACCUGAAGCAAUUGAAGGAGAAGGUCCUCAGUUUACCUGCCAUCAAGAGCUGGGUUGAGAAGCGCCCACAAUCCGAGUGCAUCAUGCCUAGCUACAAGUUGACUUACUUCAACGUUACUGGCCUUGGUGAGCCAAUCAGGUUCAUACUGCACCACAGUGGCAUUAAGUUCGAAGACAAGAGGUUGACGUUCGACGAUUGGCCACAGUAUAAAUCUCAGAUGCCACUGGGUCAAGUGCCCAUUUUGGAGAUCGACGGCAAGCAGUAUCACCAAUCCAAAGCUAUCGGCCGUCUCCUUGCCAAGAAGAACAAACUCUACGGCAGCAGCGACGACGAAGCCUACGAGAUCGAUGCAACGAUCGAUACGAUCGAAGAUCUGAGAGUAGCGUUUUCGCAAUACCACUGGGAGAAGGACGAGGCGCAGAAAGAGAAACUGAAGGCCGCGGUUGACACCAAACGUCCUGAAUAUCUUCAGAAGCUCGAGGAACAGGUGAAGAAGAACGGAGGAUACUUGGUUGGUGGAAAGCUGUCCUGGGCGGAUCUUCUGUUCGGCGCUUACGCAGAGAUGUUGUCCAACAUCCAGGAAUCAGAGCUGACCAAGGACCAUCCCGAGCUGAAGAAGCUGCUCGAUAAGGUUAGGGCGCUGCCCAAUAUUAAAGCUUAUCUCGCUCAACGCCCAAAGGUCCUGAUGUAAAAACAGAUCCCCACUUUUCAAUUGUCAGCAAUGAAACCGAGAACUGAAGAUCGAAUAAAACUUUCCCCCGAAAACGACUCGCGACUCGUUUAUUUCUUUUGGUUAGAAAAUUACUCACAAUCGCACGUUGUUUAACAUUACGUCGUGCUUGAUACAAAUGCAGCGUUUCCAAUGUAGACUACGCGAACGAAGAGGCGAAUAGAGAAUGUGGAAGGAUUUUGUAUCCGUCGUUAUUGCACGAUGCAAGUACAAAAAUAAAUAACAUUUACACACACACAUACACGGUCACUCAUCAAGGGAAGUUUUCUUCUGUGUCUCGAGGAUUUUUCGUGUAUUAUCCGUAUUUCUAUUUACCAUCGAUCGGUACACCACGUUUCGAUCGAUCAUUUAGUUAAGUACAAGAAUGUAUAAAGCUCGAAGUAUUUCAUUAAAUUAUUUACA